This is a messenger RNA of Megachile rotundata (alfalfa leafcutting bee), 6737 nucleotides long. Its product is annotated as protein FAM13A. Gene Ontology annotation, biological process: signal transduction. The record is from RefSeq and is a predicted model, not a curated record. NCBI's taxonomy places the organism in Eukaryota, Metazoa, Arthropoda, Insecta, Hymenoptera, Megachilidae.
CCUAAAACUCAUCCUCGGCUCCGACCCUCGAUGCUCACGCUACGGCUGGUGUCGACUCAUUUCUUGAAGCAGCCAUAGGCAGUGCCCUUCGCCUUAGAGAAAGGGCUCGAUGCGAUGUGCCGUGAUAGGGACAUGAACCCAAAACUAAUCGAGUCAAACGAUCUCUGUUUAACGUCGUAUCGGUUCUCAAGAUCGGCUUAAAGGCUUCCAAGUUUCGACGAGUUAACACGCGACCGUACCUAAGCGACGAAGGACCUUUUUCUUCGCCGGAUCUGCCUGUGUUCAUCUUCAAUUUCAUAUUUUGAUCCUUGUAUUUUGUUCUUUAUCUUGUACACCUGUGAUUCCAAUAUUUACCCCACAUCGUCGUUCCUUGCUCGCUACUCGCGCGCGCACGAGACGACGAACAACGAAAGUGAACGCGAGGAAGUUUCUUAUGCCAGUUCGAUCCACGAGAAGAUCCGAACGGACGAUCCGUUUUCAAUUCGUGGACAUUUGUUUCUCUCUUCUUCGUAACGACGAUAGAAAAGUGUGCCGUAACAAAGUAGAGACUUUCAUUCAUCGAUCGAAAUUAACGCGACGAGCGGAACGAAAGAACAGACGGAUUAAAAGGAAGGUGUAGCUUCGAAGUAACUUCCAGACUGUACUCCAUUUAUUUCAAUCUGUGGAGGGUCGCGAGGGAGUGCAUUGUAAGUCUUUGCCUUUCUCUAACGAUUGCUUUCAACAAUUUCGAUAAACGUUCGCGACUGGACAAUGGGUUUGGAUUUAGAUUCGGAUCGAUCGUUCGUUCGAUACGCAUGCUUUAUUUGCGCCAGUUAUCGAAGAAAGAAACUUACCUGUCGUUCCAUCCUAUAUUGUGAAAUUUUAUCGAUCGAGGCGCUCUCAAAGGUGUAUUCGAUCGUAAUAUCCAUUGUCCGAUCGAGGUACGAAUUAUUCUUCAAAGGUAGAUUUAACUAUAGCACGUAAGCAGAUAUAACCGAGAAACGUAUUGUUUUAUAGCGUAAAAAUUGUUAAUCCGCGAAGGUAGAGCUUGCUCGUUUCAUAAUCUGUUUCUAACGGGGAUAGAAAAAGACCGGUGUUUGUGAAUUUAAUCGUCAGUGCGGCGACGGCGGCGAUUCACGGUGUAGGCAAAGUGGGAUGAGACGUCCUCAGCAGGAACAUCACUACCAUCUCCACAACAAUCACCAUAAUAAUCAUCAUCAUCAUCACCACCACCACCACCACCAUCAUCACCACCAUCAUCAUGGAUCUUCGACGAGCCCAACGCGUACGCGACAACUUCACGACAAGGAUGAAUCCCGUUUGGCAAAAGUGAAACGCGUUUUGGCUAUCUCGUUGUUGGGACGUAACGGAGGAUCUACAAGAGUGUUUGGUAGUCGGUUGGACACGAUCGAGCCGUACCUUGACACCGGGGUACCUUUCGUGGUGCAUCGAUUGUGCAGUUACAUCGAGGCCCAUGGAUUUCAAAGUGCAGCCGUGUUUCGCCUUUCUGGUGGGAGUCCUAGGCUGGCUGAGAGACUGAGAGCCGCUUUCGAGCGAAGAGGAGACGCCGAUUUGGAAGCUGCGGCUUGCCCUCCUACCGCGGCCACGCUUCUACGACAGUAUUUGAAAGAAUUGCCACAAUCAGUUGUACCAUCCACGCUCGUGGCCAGACUAUUGGCCAUUCAUGCUCAGAGUUACUCCAAUGAUCACGACUGCUGGAUCAAUUCGACGAAGGAGGUUCUGUCUUCUCUGCCGCCUUCCCACUAUCGAUUACUCGGUUAUCUGGCUCUUUAUCUGAGCAAAUACGAAGCUCGACAUGGACGUAGUGCCGGCGUUUGCGGCGUGUUUGCACCCGUGAUUCUACCUCACGUUCCACCUGCUACGACGCUUCUUCGCGAUAUUUUGGCCGAUGCAUCUGUACUUUUUCCUGACUGCAUCCGUGAUAACGUGGUGAACGGCGUGAUUCCUGCCAGUGACUGUAAAAUUUGCAAGGACGAAAAGGAGGAACCGAAAGAUUCUGAAGCUGCGUCUCUGCUUUGCGCGCUGAAACCGCGUAAACGCAAGGAACGUCGUGAGUCCUGUUGUCAAGAACGAAAGCUAAUAAGAAGUAGCAGCGAAGAACGCGUUCUUGAAAGUCCAACAGAAACUGCGGACACGAUUAGACGUGUGAGCAGUCACGAGGAUUUUAAUAGCGAAGAACAUUUACACGUUUUGUCUCAGCUCGGACAAGAAAUGGGUCACGGAGUGAGAUGCGGAGGUCUUCCUCUGCACGAAAGAACAAAUGUUUCGCCUGUAUCGAAAAAAAUUCCACCGGUUCCAUCAUCUUGCGAAACGGCUCUGGAAACCGAGAAAUUUGAAUUCGAUGCUGAAAAACUUCGAACCAGCGAACGCUUCAGUCGAAGUAUCACGCCAAGAGGAAGAAGACAAGCUCGAAGAAGAAGAGUACAUAAGACUGCGGACGCUGAAAGUUCGAGCAAAGAAAAUGAAGAAGGACCUGACAACAUUUACACUAUUUCAUCGAGUCCUAAUAGCCGCAACGGUUCUCCAGCUCAAAGUUUUUUGGAAAUGUUGAGCAGUGGACCUAGUCGAUCACCUUCACCCGCUCGUCCACCCACUGUUGAUCACGAAGAUUUAAAUAAUCCUAGUUUAACUAAUUGGUCUUUCCUACGACAAGAAAGUGACGAAGUUGCAGACUCUCGAGUCGAAGCUAUGCUCUCUCCAAGAAAUUCUCUAUUGUUACCUAGACGUUUUUAUUCUGAAAAUGAAAUACAACCAAGUACUCCGAAUAUCGCGGAACUUAGCUUGAAGAACUUAACAAAACAUAUAAACGGUUUGAAGAAAAAGAUCAAAAAAUACGAAGAUGAAUUCGAGGAAAACUUUGGUUAUCGUCCAAGUCAUUCUGAUAAGAUGAGCAAUAGGGAUAUAAAAAGAUUGUGUACAGAGUUGAGUAAGUUGCGAAAGGAACAUAAGCUGUUAAAGGAAGAUCCAGUUAGCGCAUUGUUAGCCAAUGCAAAUAACAGCAGGACGAGUAACGGUAGUCCAACGAAUAAUAAUAAUAGUCAGGAAAAGUCCAGAGCUACGUCGAUGGAGGAAAUGGUGAAAGAAGUGGAAAAGAAACUUAGCGAGAAGAGAUUAAAGUACAACAGACCAGACAACAUGGAAGAACUUACUUACGAACAGUUAAUGGAUGAAAAAACUGCAGUUCAGAAGGCUUUGCUUCAUAUCGAGAAUACUUUCGGCAGACCAGUUUCGAAAGAAGAUAGAGCUGUUGUGCGACCUUUAUACGAUAGAUAUAGAACUUUAAAAAGAUUACUUAUUAGAGCUGGAGUGAACAAAAAUAAGGAUAGUAUUUCAGAAUUAGCUACUAUUUUGGAACACGAAGCGAUGGACUUUACGUCGUCCAAUUUACCUGGUAAUCCGUCUGACACAGAAAGAAGGGCGAGCGAACCGGAUAUGUCGCAUAGAGGUAUUUUGGAUUGUAUAGAUUCGGUAGACCAAUUACCAACCGACAGUGAUAGUCAACACAGCAGUAGCGAAGGAAGUCGCAGUAACAAUGAAAGUCUUCAUGCACUUCCACAAGAGGAAUUAUUGGUGCAACAGAAAUUAACCAGAGAAGAGAAGAAACGUCUACGUCGAGCUUUAAAAGAAUUAGAAGCACAAUUUGAAGCUCGAGCUGGUCGCAGAAUGCAAAGAGAAGAUCGUGGUCCACAGGUCAAUACAGUUUACGAAUCGUAUAAACAGGCUAAAGCAAAGCUUAGACUGAUUGAUGCUCUUGUGGCCAAAAAUGCUUGACGCAGUAUCUAAUUGGUGUAAAAUCUAAUAUGCAACCACGGUAACGACACAAAGAAGCUUCAACAUCCUGAAACGUGUGAAAUAUGCACAGUGAUUAUAUUAUACAAUCGAUAAAUUAUAUUGUAUUCUUGCAAUUGUAACUAAUACUGUUGUGCAAUAAGAAAGAAUGUUUGAGCGUUUCAUUUACGGAAACAGAGAAUGUAAUAUAUACAUACGAUAAUUUGAAUUAAUUCAAGAAUCAAAACGUUUUAAGAGAAGAAGCAAACGAACACUUAUAGCUACAGCAUUUAUCGAAAUCGUACCUGUGUCAACAAUAAUGGCAUGUGUGUUUAUCUGCAGGUAAAGGUAUCUAAUUAACAGAAAUAUGUUUAAAAAAUCAGUCAAUUUUCUUACAAUUCCACUAAAUACGAUUACUGAAAAAUUUCAAGGAACGAUUUCGACUAUCAUAAUUAACGACAUCAUUUUGACAAAAUUUGUCAUUUCGAUGACUUACGAACACACAAAUUUUCAUCGAGUGAUAUCGUAUGAUAAUAAAGAAUAAGAUUACUACACCAAAGUAACACUUUGACCUUUAAGCACUUAUAGUUAGAACAUAACAGUGGCUAUGGCUAUGACGUUACAAAUAUGAAAGCAAUCUGUCGAUUUGCACUUUACUUUCUUCAAAAUACUCAGUGACAUCUUUAAACUACGACAAAAAGAAAACUUUAAUUUGAUAGGAUUCAACACACUACUGCAAAUAUAUGUCUGUUUUUACGAAAAAUUUUAUGUAACAAAAUUAAACAGUGAGUAAGUAAUGCCACUAAUUUAAUCCAUCGAAUUUUCUACGUAUUUUUACCAAUGUCAUGGAACAUUCCGUCAUUUUAUAAUAGAAAUUUUGAAAAUUUACUUCUUCCUACUUUGCAGUAAUUAUACAUAUUUACGUUAUAUUGUAAGCGCAUCGAUUUUUAAAUAUUUUUCUACGUUUGUGUAUUUCUCUGUGUUUGAUGAAGUGCUAAACAGAGAACAACAUAGAAAUCGGAAAAAGUUGUUGCUGAAAAAAUUAUAUCCACAUUUCUUCCUACGAAUCGGGUGAGCAAAUCGUAAUCGAAACAAACAAACAAGACACUCGUGAAUAAGGAACAAUUACAAAUUAAAAUCAUAAAUGAACAAAAGUCUGAUCAUUCAGACAAAUGUAAUAAACACAUAUAUAUUAUGUCUCAUUGUGAACAGAGUUGAAUAUAUGGUGUGUUUAUUUAUACUACUCUAAAUACACUGUCGUACUACUUUCUUUCACAAUAAUAUGACACGAUUUUUCUGGAAAUUGAUAUAUCAGUGAAUCGUUAAUAGAAGAAACGGAUACCCUAGAUUGUAUAUUAUUUCAAAUAAAAUUAAUACAUUCAAUUUAUUAUUUAAGAAUUAUUACCAAAUUGAAUGUUGAGAGUAAAGAACGAAUCUGUGGGGUUAUAUUUGUAAUGUAAGUACCUUGUAAGAGAUAUCACAUGUUAUAAUUGUAGAGUACUAUAAACUGUUACAGUCUUACAGCGUAUUAAACAUAUUCAUUAAAAGCUCGUUGAUUUUUGCGUUUUAUACUUGACGAGUAAAAUUUUAAGGCGACUAGUCUGACGCAAUGUAAGUUUAGAGUAUAUGUAUGUAUAAAUGGUAGCCUUGAAAUUUAACUUGAUGAAGUGUUUCAAUCGAGGGUGCUACAAUUUUCAGUUUUAAAGCAUGUCAAGUGAAAGAAAUGCUUUGUGAAUGUUAUUAUUAUGGAAGUGCGCUAAAGGGGCUCUUUUUUCAGUUCUUUUUUUUUAUAAUCUUGCAAUGCUUAAACUAUAAUAUGGCUCAAGGAUUAUGAAAGAAACAUAUAAAAUGUAUAUGUAUUAAAAUUCUGUAUCGUACAAAAUUUAUCGUAAGUUGUAUCGACCAACGUAAAAAUCUUCAAAACUGUUUAUAAAAUCGUGUCGAAAAUUGUACAUAUACUUUUAUAUAAUUGAUUUCUUGUUCACACACUAUGGUCUAAUGUUUGUUUAGUUAUUGAAUCAAAAUUGAAACGACCCCAAAAUCUGCUGCGCUUAUCUACAUUUCACACACUCGCACGAAGAAAUCAGUUUAUUUAAAUAUUUUAAUUUCACAUUGAUACGUUUGAAAUUCAUUAUCAACGGUAUCUACUAAAUUAGAUUACGCGAAAGAAAAAAGGUACGAUUUUUUAGACCAAAGCAUUUUUUAGUCUGUGAUAUAACAUGAAAGAUAUAUAUGCUGCUUGCGUUAAUAUGGGAGAAUGUGUGUGAGAAACAUUUGAUUCCUAAUUUUUUGCCUUUUUUGCUCUACAGAAAGCAAUGAACAUGAAUGAACCAUUUAAAGGAUGCUAAAAAUAUUGGUAAUUCAAGUUGCGAUAUAUCUUAAUAAUACGAAAGAAAGUAAGCUGAAAUAGAUAAUUUCAAAGAAUUUGGUAUUUAUUUAAACAUUAAAUUUUAUACAAAUCUAGAAAUUCUUAGUAAACCGAAAGCAAUAAAAAGAUAUGUUGUCAAUUUCCUUUCGUGAAAUUAGUCCAAUUAUAUUUUUGUCAUAUUUUUACAAAACUGUUGCUGAAAAAGGAUUCAUUUCAUAUUUAUUAUCAGAAGUAUUUUAUUUUUACGAAUUUUGUGCGUGCGGAUAAUGAUCAAUGAUAAAAUGGAUACUGGUUUAGAGUUAAAGUAACAAUUUAUAUUAACGUUAUUCGAGAUACAUUUUGUAGAUUGUAGAAAAUAACGUAUCUUUGCGAGUAUAAAAGGGAAACGCGUGAUUCUGUGUAGUUGCUUAAGAGAAAAAUGUUUUUGCCACUAUGAAUUUCAAAAUCCGUAUCUAUUUGAGAAUGAACUACGAUUAAGAGUAAUCAUAUUUUAAUUCGUUCAAGAAUAUGUAGGCCUCCACUAUAUUAUAUAUUAGAUCGACCAUGAUUUCUUCUAUUGUAUCUAGACUAGACAGUACUGUUAAAAUUAAAAAAAAAAAAA